Cyclocybe aegerita is the source of this 438-nucleotide messenger RNA. The record is from the annotation of a GenBank genome assembly. NCBI's taxonomy places the organism in Eukaryota, Fungi, Basidiomycota, Agaricomycetes, Agaricales, Hemipholiotaceae.
AUGAUGAACCUGUUCCUCCAGGCUAGCACAGCCCUUCAAUUGCUUUACUGUGCUGGAUGGGUGCAUAGAGACAUCAGCUCUGGCAAUUUGCUCUGGUUCGACUCCGGAGAUGGCAACUUGCAGCUGGUGCUAGGAGAUCUGGAGUAUGCGAAGCGGUUUCGUGCUGGAAUUGGGAGCCCUGGUCCUAAAACAGGAACCUCUUAUUUCAUGCCGUAUGAAGUUCCUCCUAUAUUUGUGCGCUAUUCGUUCCAGCAUGACCUCGAAUCCCUCUGGUGGGUCCAGCUAUGGUGUGUCAUUGAGCGGAUAAACGAAAUGUCUCUGCAAUACGUGAACAAGAUUUUCCAGACCACAUAUCGUCCUAGUACGGACCGGCGAGAUGCCUUCCUGGCGCCAGGCGUCCUUGCUACAAACCUCAAAACCUCCUUCCCCCCGAUAUGA